CUUAAGUAUUACAUGGGAUGUAAAGCUCCUUAUUUAAACCUGAAUAAUAAAUCUAACACGUAGGUUGUCUCUUAACCCUACUUAUGCUAAAAUCAAGAUGUAACACAAUCUUCAAACGUCUUAUAUUCAGGAAAUAUUAAAUAUAGAUUUCCUGUCCACUCCAGCAGGAAGGUUUCUUCAACACAUUUAAUUUAAUUCCAUGGAAAAGUGAUAUAUCAGAAUCAGAGAUUAGUGAAUCUUGAAACAUAAAUUAUCAUGGGAAAUAAAAGUGGAAAACUUAAGAAGAAGGAUGGAACCGAGGAGGGGGAUUCUACUAAAGUAAAUGGAGAGGCUGGACAGGCUGAAAAUAAAACAGAGGAAGGAGGGGAGACAAAAACUGAGGGAAAAGUAGCAGAAGGCAAUGAAAAUAAAGAGGAAACUAGUGAUCAAAAGGAUAAACAAAAUGAAGAAAAAAGUGACACUAAGCAAAGUGAAACAAAAACUGAGGUAAAAUCUGAUUCAAAACCAGAAACUGAGGAUUCUAAACCAGAAUCACCAAAGGAGAUUGUGCAAGCAGCAGAAUCACCUGUUAAACCAGAAGAAAAAUCAGAAUCAUCCAAAACAGAAGAAAAAUCAGAAACGCCCAAAGCAGAGGAAAAAUCAGAAACACCCAAAGUAGAGGAAAAAACAGAAACACCUAAAGUAGAGGAAAAAUCUGCAGAAACACCUAAAGCAGAGGAAAAACAACCAGAACCAGAAAAAACUGAAGAAACACCGCAGUCAGAGUCCACAAAAACUGAAGAAACACAACAGCCACAGGAAACAAAACAAGAGGAAGUGGCACCACAAGAAGAAACAAAACAGGAAGCACCUGUGGAAGAAGUACAACAGGCAGCAGAAACAACACCUGUAGAAAGUGCACCAGAAGAACCAAAACAGGCUGAGGAAUCUACACAAGAAGAAACAAAACCAGAGGAACCACAGAAAACAGAAGAAGUAACACCAGUUGUACAAGCAGAAGAAAAGACAGAGGAAACUGAAACAAAAGAGCCAGAAAAAGAAGAAACACAGCAGGAAACUAAAAUAUCAACAGAAUUUAAAUGGGAGGAUGCUGGAGAGACUGUUAAAGUAGCAGGAACAUUUAAUGAAUGGAAAGAACAAAUAUCAUUAGAGAAAGAGAAUGAUGUCUUUACUGUUUCAAUUGAUUUACCAAAAGGAGAAUAUUUAUUUAAGUAUAUUGUGGAUGAUGACUGGGUCAUCAAUAAAAAUCAGCCAACCAAAAAUGAUGCAGAAGGUAUCGAGAACAAUGUUGUUGUUGUCAGCUAGACAUCCCUAAAUACAUCCAGUUUAUGUUGUUAUGAUAUCUUUAUUGUAAUGAACAAGGAACCAGAAACUAUCAGUUUAUUGCUUGUAAUUAAAGGUGAUGAUGGAUCAACUAGUACGCUCAGGACAUCAGUUCAUUCAACAAUCUGUGGACAGUUAUUGAUACUUUUUUAUCCAAUGUCCUUAGUGUUGUAUAGGAAAGGAUUUCUCUAAAGACAAAGAGAAAUUAAUAAAACAUGUGCUAGUGCAUUCUGGGUAAACAGAUUUUAUAAAAAGCUGAAGAACAAGGAUAAACUGUGCCUUCUGUUAUGUGACCUUUAUUUUUAGUUUUAUAUUAUUUCAUAGUCAAACUUUGAAUUCUUUGCAAUCAUUUACUGUAGUGAAAUUCAGAUGACCUCAUCAUCAUGGAUUAAAAGCCAAGUUAAUUUUUUUUUAAUUCAAGUUCAUACUGAAUUUUCUUCUUUUUCCAUUUGAAACUAAUGUAACUCAAAUAAUUUCAUUUUUUCAUAAUCCACUUUCAGAUUAUUAAAAAAAAAUUAAAGAACAGAGACUGAAACUCUUUAUCUAAAGUUGAAAUGGGGACCACAACUACAAAUGUUCCUUGUAUAAAAGUCAGGACAAAAUGUGGCGUUGCUUUUCUAAUUGAGAGCAUGCAUCUGCAAAAAAAUAUUUUGCACAAUAUUUUGUGGUUACCUGGUAGUUGUAUUAAAGGCAUCAACAGAAAAUGUAGUUUUGUAAUGAAAUUAGAUUAAGCUAAACAUGAAAUUUGUAAAAAUGUAAACUUUUGUCUUAUCUUUGUAAAUAAACUAUGCAGCUGAGAAAAUAUGCAGGCCUGUUGUACAUAUGCAAUUACUGCAAAAACAGUUUAUCUAUGUGCAAUACUUAAAAUUCUGGGUAAACAAAUUAUAUUAAAAAAAAAAGAAAUCAGUAACAAGUCUCUCCUUGCUCAAAGUUUUAUGUUGGGGAGAAAUUUCAUGAAUUAACCAACAAAGAACCAAAUUCAUUUUUUUGUCAUAUUUUCCAUCUGCUCUGAAAUUUGAAUGCAUUGUCAUAAAGAUUUUCCAUGUUAAUCAGACUUUUUACACUGAAUUUAAAAAUACCAUUGAAAAUUUAUAACUUGCUUUAGAUCAAUAUAUCACUAAUUCCAAUAUUCAGAUCCCACAUGUUUCAAGUGUAGGUAAUUAAUGGUGUCAAUCUUGAUUGAUUUCUUAUCAAUGCAAUUACCUUUAAAACAAUAAAAUAAAUGAAAACAUGCACCAUGAUUUGUUAUAAUGAAGGAACUAUUUAUAAUUCGGAUGUCAUUGAAAAAUGUUUUUUUCACUCUGUCAAUGUUCUUUCAUGACACAAUCUCAAUGUUCAUUUCACCUGUACAUUACUAUCUUAUUGGACAAUCAAGUCUGUACAAAUAUAAGCUCAAUGUAGACUGAUCUUAGUUCUACUGGGACCAGAUGUUUUGGACUACCAAGUCCAUAAGCUCAAUGUAGACAGACCAAAAAUCUACUGGGACCAGGUUUAUUUUAUUUAUUAGUAUAUAUAGAUGAAUUUAGAAUUUUUGCUUUGUAAUGAUUGUGCAAUAGUCGUACUUUUGUUUUCUGUUUUCAAUCAUAAGUAUUUACUUGCAAGAUUAUUUCGAAUUUAGCAGCUUUUUUAAACCAGAAAAGAUAAAGAAGAAAAAAAAGAAAGAAAGCAAUGUCAAUUUGAUUGAAUAAAAUAUCUUUUUAUGCAUCUAUUUUGAAAAAAAAAAUGUUCCAGUGUUACUUGAUGUACCAGAACAACUCCAACAAAAUAAUUAGCUACUUCGAUCAAGUUUUCAAAAUGUUCAUUUUGCCAUGUAAAUGUUUGUCUUAUUUUUGUAUGAAAGAUUCAGUAUAAAAGAAAUUAUGAUGCUAGAUUGUGGAGGCCAUAUACAAUUUAAAUUUGGAUUUCUCAUCAUCUUUAGACAUUUCUUUCCCCAGUCGUUAUCACAUAUGAACACAUGUGUAGUGUAUAUACAUGUGUAUGUACAUGUGUAUAUAUGUCUCUAUGAAAAUUUACAUUAGUAUAAUUUAAUGAGGGACAGAGAAAUUUCUUAAAAUGAAUUUGAAGAAAAUCUUUAUGUUGGGGAAGAUGUUGAGAAUCUUAAAUAAUUAUGUGGUCUUCAGGCGUUAGACCUUGGCUUGCAAACUCUAAAACAGUUGCCUUGCUGCUACACUAAACUUAAAUAUUUGCUAGUGUGCAGACCUAAUUACUGUUUUGGAGUUUGCAGGGUAUUUGAGAGCACACUGUAAAAUCAGUAGUGCGUUUGUAACAGCCAUUAUCCUUAUGUGUUUCAGGCAUUCAUGUGAAAUAGAAUUAUAAUAAUCUAUAUUAGAUAAAAGCUUAAAAUAUAUUGAUGAACAUGUCUAGUACAAACGCACUGGUGAUUUUAAGAGUUUAUAUGUCCCCUACCCAAGGCCAACUUCCUUAUGAUAUGCAUUAUCAAUGUAUAUUAUAUUUUAUGCAUUGUACAAGCUCUUUACAAUGUUAUUAUAUUGUAAUGUUUUAAUUAUAUAAACUAAAAACCAAUGUUGUACAUCUAAAAAUUAACUAUACCAAAACUCAUGUUGUACAUCUAAAAAUUAACUAUACCAAAACUCAUGUUGUACAUCUAAAAAGUUAACUGUAAAUGUUCAAAUAAAGUUCUUUCCGAUUCA
This is a messenger RNA of Mytilus trossulus (common blue mussel), 3974 nucleotides long. RefSeq lists its product as uncharacterized. The transcript has 7 exons. The record is from RefSeq and is a predicted model, not a curated record. Bases 256 to 1305 code for a protein of 349 amino acids. Lineage: Eukaryota; Metazoa; Mollusca; Bivalvia; Mytilida; Mytilidae.